Helicoverpa zea (corn earworm) is the source of this 438-nucleotide messenger RNA. RefSeq lists its product as uncharacterized. Lineage: Eukaryota; Metazoa; Arthropoda; Insecta; Lepidoptera; Noctuidae. The coding region runs from base 1 to 435 and encodes 144 amino acids. The record is from RefSeq and is a predicted model, not a curated record. Gene Ontology annotation, biological process: septate junction assembly. The transcript has 3 exons.
AUGUUAAUACCGACGUGUUUGAUAAAACUCUGUGAGUUGAUGUUAACAGUGGCAUGUCUAACACUGCACCACUACAGUUAUGACCUGACAGACGUGCCAACACUCAUGCUAUGCUCAGGCACAUACGUCGGCUAUGUAGUCGUGCUCUCCGGGGAGAUUGUCGGAGAGGCGGUUUCAGCGGCGGCGGACGCCUACGUGGACGCGUGGUGGUCGUCAAGCGGCAGUGUGCUCUUCGCAGCCUGCGGGGGCCUCACGCUACACUCCUGGAAAGAGGUGCCAGUCCACAACCGCAAGAGCUAUGCCCAAGCCGCCGCCAUAUGCGCCCUCGCGAACGCCUCGUUGCUUCUCAUUGACGCGCUCAUCGCGAUCUGCUCGGCGCACAAGGAAGAAGGCAGCACGCGCACCAAAUGUCCCAAGAGUGCUACUCCGUGUUAAUUC